UUUAAUGCUGCUUAUCAUCUUCUUUAGAUUACAUAGAUAACAGAAAGAUGUUAUCUUUUGUAAUCUUAUUUAAGCUUUCUUCUGCAGGCUUGGGAGGGAAAUUAAAUUAAAAUUAUACCCUCUUUAAAAAUUCUCAUUUCCCAUUCCAGCAAAGAAAAGAGAUACACUGACCAAAAAACCCAAAAACGUUACUUCUUUCCCUUUUCUUUGGAAAACAACUGUUGCUAGCUUACACAGAAAUACAAAAUAAACAGCAGAGUAGAGAAAGAACGAAAGAAACAAGAAAUGUUUGCUGCACAGAAUGGACUCAAAGGAGACCCAAGGCUACAGGCCAUCUCUGAAGCUAUUAGGGUGGUGCCUCACUUCCCUAAGCCAGGGAUAAUGUUUCAAGAUAUAACAACUUUGUUGCCGGAUCAUAAGGCUUUUAAAGAUGCUGUUGAUAUAUUUGUUGAUCGCUACAGAAAUAUGGGCAUUUCUGUGGUUGCUGGAGUUGAAGCUAGAGGAUUCAUGUUUGGCCCAUCAAUUGCCUUAGCCAUUGGAGCAAAGUUUGUUCCUUUAAGAAAACCACGAAAGCUGCCAGGUGAAGUGAUCUCAGAGAAGUAUGUGCUGGAAUAUGGAACUGAUUGCCUUGAAAUGCAUGUGGGUGCUGUUCAGCCUGGGGAGCGUGCAUUGAUAAUCGAUGAUUUGGUAGCAACAGGAGGGACCCUGUCGGCAGCAAUAAGACUCUUGGAACGCGUGGGGGCUGAAGUCGUUGAAUGUGCAUGUGUUAUUGGAUUGCCUGAGGUCAAGGGACAGCGCAGGCUUAAUGGAAAACCCCUUUACAUCCUUGUGGAGCCACGCGAAAUAGAUGAUGGUUAUCAAGGUACAGCAGGUUCUUAUUAUGAAUUUAUAGUCAACAAAUAUGUUGGGAGUCCAUACUGUGUAGAAGAGCUGUGAGUGUGAAUAUGCUUGGGCUGACUUGCAGAAAAGAGAUGAAGCUCGAGCAGUAGGUCAUGGAUAUGUUAGAUAUAUGUUUCAAUGAUUUGUUUGUCCUGUCUUUUCCAAAAUGAAAUAGGAUGUCCAGAUUUCGGAUGUAUCUGCUCAUCAUGCGAUGUCUGCCCCUUCCUAAGGUUGUUUUGACCUUUUUCAUGAUAAAAAACUCACAUUUCUAAAUUGUCUUGAAGAACUCA
Messenger RNA from Ricinus communis (castor bean), 1169 nucleotides. Its product is annotated as adenine phosphoribosyltransferase 5. Gene Ontology annotation, molecular function: adenine phosphoribosyltransferase activity. The record is from RefSeq and is a predicted model, not a curated record. The transcript is spliced from 7 exons. Lineage: Eukaryota; Viridiplantae; Streptophyta; Magnoliopsida; Malpighiales; Euphorbiaceae. Gene Ontology annotation, biological process: adenine salvage. Gene Ontology annotation, cellular component: cytosol; cytoplasm. Bases 286 to 936 code for a protein of 216 amino acids.